Triticum aestivum (bread wheat) is the source of this 1605-nucleotide messenger RNA. RefSeq lists its product as uncharacterized. Gene Ontology annotation, molecular function: protein binding. The record is from RefSeq and is a predicted model, not a curated record. Bases 75 to 1577 code for a protein of 500 amino acids. NCBI's taxonomy places the organism in Eukaryota, Viridiplantae, Streptophyta, Magnoliopsida, Poales, Poaceae. The transcript has 2 exons.
UAUAAAGCACGGCAGGGGACAGGUUUAACCUUCGUCGGAACCGAGAACACCCCGAGCUGUCGUGAUCAUCGUUCAUGGACCACACGGAGGCUCUGCCGGACGACGUGCUCGCAGCCAUCCUCAGCCGCCCCACGCGGCGGGACCUGGCGGCUUGCCGCCGCGUGCGUAGGGUGUGGCUCGCCAUCGUGGACGGGCAGCGGCUGCUGCCGCGCAACCACCACCUGCCGGACUCGGUCGAGGGGAUCUUCACCAACUACUGCAGCUACGACCGCCCGCACUUCCUCGGCCGCCCCUCCACGCGGCACCCCGGCGUUGACUACGGCAAUCUGCACUUCCUGCCCGGCUACGCGGAGGACAACAACAAGAUCCUGGACCACUGCAACGGCCUCCUCCUCUAUGGCGACGGCUACAACCUCUCCAACUGUGGCGGCAUGAGGGUGUUUUGCGUGGUUAACCCCGCCACACGACGGUGGGAGCGCCUCCUGGGGACGCCUGACGAAGAAAGCUCCACCGCGUACCUGACGUUUGAUCCUACAGUGUCGCCGCACUACACAGUGUUCUUGAUACAACCUAAGGAUCUAGGACUGUUCAACGUGAGGGACUGCGAGUCGGCAGAAGUAUUGCCAGAACAGCUCAUCGAGGAAAACUUCACGAUAAGUUGGUCUUCACGGAGCACGAGCAUGGACAUGGAGGCGCCACCACACUCGACCGAAUGGCCGCCGCCUGAGUUGGUGCUAGAUGUUUUCUCAUCGAGCACGGGACAAUGGCAGAGGAGGUCCUUUGCUAGGGAAGGUGGUGCUAUGACGAGAGCUGUAAAUUUGCGGGGUAGAGUGUGGUUCAUGUACAUGUUUCUGGUGUCAACAUGCAGAUGGCGCUACGGCGUGUACUGUCAUGGAGCAUUACAUGUGCUACUUUACGGCGGUGCAUUUGUCACCAGGUUCUCAUUGCCUAGUGGCAAAUAUAAAGUAAUAAGAACUCCAAUAGAUGCCAAUGAAGGCAAAGUUAGGAGGCAUUAUCUCGGAAGAUUGGAGGAGGAUGUGUACUUUGCAAAGAUCCAUGAUCAAAUCCGGAUUUGGACCCUGAGUGAAUCAAGCGGUCAGGUAGACUGGGUGUUCAAGAAUAGCAUUGACCUUGCAAAUAUAUCUUCACUCAGCCCGAAAGGAAUUUGCAAGCCUUGGAUCUUAGAUAACAAUCAUGUUCUCGACAAAUAUGGAAAUAACAAAAGCCUAGCGGGGCAAUGUUUUGAUUGGAGCUGGGACGAUGAUAAUAUUCUUAACACAAAUGAGCGUGGACAUCUUCGUGGAAACUUUCUAAUUGGAUUUCAUCCCUGUAAAGAGACAGCCUUCUUCUUGGUGGGGUAUUAUGAUGUAGUGGCUUACCAUUUGAACACCUCAAAAGUUCAGUACAUAGGUUAUCUCCGUCCAAACUCUGACUGCCCAACAUUGGGAAUAGACGAGUCAUUUCUAUACACACCUUGCAUGAUCGGAGAUAUUCCACUAAGUGCCUACUCCAAUAAAAAUGAAGAGGAAGCAGAUGAUGAAUAUGAAUACGAAUAUGAAGAUGAUGAUGAAGAUUAAGAUUAGUGUACAUAUAUCUAUGUCCCAA